GUUGCUAUUUCGUCGUGUGAUUUUGUGGCGAAGAGAAGCGAAUUAAUAAAUUGUUUGCAUAAUGCAAUAAACUAUACAUGAAGUCAUGAUCUCUCUCUGAUCUACGUGAAGUAUCCAUUCCGAGCAAACAGAACCCACAGAACCCGAACUAAAAGAAAGGAGACACUGGUCUGAGAGUGAAGGCCUAAAGAAGCCGCCAGCAAGAUGGAAGCAAGAGUCAUCCGUGAAGGUGUCAAUGACUUUCUUCCAGAAGGUCUUGGCAGUGAUAUUUCCUCACCGUCUUCUGUUUCUCUCACGCCUGAUCUUUCUCUCACGCCUGAUCUUUCCCUAACGCCUGAUGACAGCAAUUCAACAGCUGAAGAUGAACAAGAUGAGAAUGACGAGUACAACAUGUCAUCUGACAGUGAUUCCGAUGAUGACGGUAACGACGAUGAUGAUAAUGACAAUGACGAUAAUGACAAUGACGAUAAUGACAAUGACGAUAGUGACAAAGACCCAGUCACUGCUUCAACGUCUGCAGCUCUGUUGGAGGAGAGUGCUGAAAGUGAUGCUAAUAUGACAAUGUCGUUCCUCAGCGUCCCAGAAGAAAUGCAGCCCACUACGUCCAAACCGAAAGUCAAAAGGAAGUAUACCCCGAGAGAGAAAGGGAAGUCGCCCACUGUCUCCAAGAAGAGAAGGAAGAAGGAUAAAGGGAACGGGGAAGAGGGAAGCAAUGGAGGAGAUGAGAGGGAGGAGGCAGGAGAAGGAAAGAAAAAGAAGAAGAAUAAGCCCCAACAUCGGAGGAGAAACAUCAAGAAGUUCUUGACCCAUGGCGAACUGACGGCAGAUACCUUAACUGCACAGCAGGAGGAAGAGCAGAGACGUAAACGAUUAGAGGAACAAAAGAACGCAGCCAGUCUAAAUGCAUUUGCCAUACCCCCUGAGCUGAUGGAGAUGUUCGAUCAACAACCAACACUCGACGAUUCCCAAACACCAAUCUCUACGGUUACCGUUGAUGUUUCCAGUGCCUCUACGGCAACCAAACCAUCACCGGUAUCUGUUGGGAAUGACGAGGAUUGUAUUGUGCUGGGAAGCAGCAGCGAAGGAGAGGACGAAAGGAAGCAAUCUGGGCAGAGCGGAACUCACGUACACCCUCAGAAAAAAGAUGUGAUUGAGAUCUCCAGUGAUGAGGAUGCGGUGACCAUCUUGAGUGAUGAUGAUGAUGAUGAUGAGAGGGCGGGGGCGGAGUCAAGGUCUGGUGUGGAGGAGGCGAGUGGAAUGCACACUAAUGAUGCAUUGAACCAGCCGGACAUCUUUGGUAGGGUGUUGGUCAAUGUCAACAGACCGCAGGAUGAAGAAGAGAUAUUCUUACCACCGCAGAUUGUCAGAGCUGUCAAACCUCACCAGAUCGGAGGUAUUCGCUUCUUAUAUGACAACCUUGUAGAGACACUAAAGCGCUUCAGGGUAACCAGUGGCUUUGGAUGUAUCCUGGCACACAGCAUGGGGCUUGGUAAAACAUUACAGAUGAUCUCUUUCAUUAAUGUGUUCCUGAGACACACUGAGGCUAAGACGGUGUUAUGCAUUGUUCCCAUCAACACUAUCCUCAACUGGGUAGCCGAGUUUGACAUGUGGUUACCAGAACGUAAAUCCAACGGUGUGCCGGCAACAACGGAGAGGCCAAUCAAAAAGAAAAACUCAGGUCGGAAAUCAAAGAACGUCAAUGUUACCGAGGAUCAACAGAUGCCAGACAGUGUAGGAACUGAGGAGAGUAACUCUUUAUUUGGAGACGGGGACAGUCGUGUAGGGAUGGAUAGUCCUUUCGAAGGAUUGAGAACAAGUGAGGAUUUGUCAUGUGAUGGAGCGCCCUCAAGCACUACGUCACCCAAGGAGAGUAACGGAGAAGAGUCAAGCGGGGAUGUAACGUACCGACAGUUUCCAAUCUUUGUUAUGAACGAUUUUUAUCGCACCACGGCGGCGAGGCAUAAAAUAAUUACUAAGUGGUACAAGACUGGCGGCGUUCUCCUAAUGGGGUACGAGAUGUACCGCCUCCUUAGCAGUAGGGGAGCAAUGGCCACCUCCUCCACCACAAGACACAUGGCCAACAAGAAGAAGAAAAAGAAGCAGACGGCCAGUAACAAGCCGGAGAUCAUCGACGUCGAGGAAGAGGAUAAGAAUCAUCAGAUGGGAAUCGGUUUCCACAAGGCAUUGUGUAUACCGGGACCAGACCUGGUAGUCUGUGACGAGGGACAUCGGAUUAAGAAUAUUCACGCGGGGAUCUCUCAGGCGCUUAAGAAUAUCCGAACAAGACGAAGAGUAGUCUUAACCGGUUACCCUCUGCAGAACAACCUUCAGGAAUACUGGUGUAUGGUGGAUUUUGUCCGACCCAACUUCCUCGGUACUAGGCAUGAGUUUGCUAACCUGUUUGAGCGACCGAUUCAGAAUGGACAGUGUGUUGACAGCACAUACAAGGAUGGCCAACUGAUGAGAUUUCGAGCUCACGUCUUAUAUAGCCUCUUGGAGGGUUUCGUCCAGCGUCGUGGCUUCUCCGUCCUGCAUGACACUCUACCCUCUAAGGAAGAGACAGUGUUGAUGGUACGGCUGACACCGUUCCAGCGAGGUCUGUACGUGAAAUUCAUGCAUUGCUUCACUGAGAUGGGGGCGGGGGGUUGGUGUUCUGCUAACCCUCUCAAAGCAUUCUCUGUUGGCUGCAAGAUUUGGAAUCAUCCAGACAUCCUUUGUGAUGUGCUGCAUAAGAGAGAUGCAAUGGCUGAUCUUGACACAGAUCUAGAUCUUCCAGAGCCGUCUUCAAGAUGUUCCAAGAAGGGCAAAAAAGACGGCUCUAAAGCAGGGAAGAAGGUUGCAGAGAAAGCUUCAAUAGAUAAAGCUUCAACGGAAGCCAAGAAGGAGGAGCCUGAAGCAGCAAUCGGCCCCAACAUGGAGCAGUCAUACCAAGAGAAAGUCAAUCAAAUCAUCUCAUUUGAAUGGGCGAGAGACAUUAUGAAGAAUUACCAGCCCAGUAAGUUACACAACGGAGGCAAGAUGGUCCUUCUCUUUGAGAUCUUAGAAGCCUCGAUCAAUAUUGGAGAUAGACUCCUAGUCUUCAGCCAGAGCCUUAGUACCUUGUCCUUGAUCGAGAAGUUCCUUGCGGAUAGACCCAUGCCUCCACUCGCUGAUCCUCCAGCAGACUUUGAUGGCAAGUGGGCUCGGAAUAAAACAUACUUUCGUCUUGAUGGCAGUACACCAGCCACUGACAGAGAACGCAUGAUUAAUCAAUUCAAUGCUAAAGAUAACAAGGCUGUCUGGCUCUUCCUACUCUCUACAAGGGCUGGGUGUCUGGGAAUAAACCUGAUUGGUGCUAACCGAGUGAUCGUUAUGGAUGCUUCGUGGAAUCCAUGCCACGAUGCUCAGGCCGUGUGUCGCGUCUAUCGUUACGGUCAGAAGAAGAAAUGCCACGUGUAUCGGAUGGUGACUGAUAACACACUAGAGAAGAAGAUUUAUGAUCGACAGAUCUCAAAGAAGGGAAUGUCUGACCGCGUCGUUGAUGAGCUCAAUCCACAAAUGAAUCUCACCAAGAAAGAGGUAGAGACGCUCCUUGAGUUUGAUGCAGACGCAGAUGACAUGCCCUACGAGGACUUCAGUAAUCUAUCAGAAAAGUUCACUGACCCCAUGCUGUCCAAUAUUUGCAACAACUUCAGUAAUUUUCUCAGCAAGGCUCCGUUCGUCACUGAAUCUCUGCUGUGGGACCGCAAGGAUAGGAGGCUAACCAGAGCUGAGAAACGCCAAGCUAAGAGAGGCUAUGAGGAAGAGAAAAGGCUCAGGGUGUCUUACUCUCGACCCUCAUACACAGCUUUCUACCCUAAGAAUGGCAAUCCACCAGGCCAAACAGGCAAUUACAUGAAGGCACCAUUUGGGAUGCCCGCUCAAUUCUACAACCCUCGGCCGGCCGUCACUAUACCCCCAGUCCAGUCCACUCCGGUGCCUAGAUUUCAUCCGGGCUUUAAUUCAGGAACCAAUCAACGUCUAGCAGAUCUACAGCAAGCUGGCGUCACAAUGCAGAGAAUUGUAGCAACUACUGACAUUGUUCUCCCUGGUGUCAACACUCAAUCAUCGGGUCCAGUCAUCAAAGCCGGUCAGACAGUCACUUUUAUCAAAACACAGAAAGGCUUGUACCUACGGACAACAGAUGGUAGAAUUCUGGCUGUGAGAGGCCCGGGUGGAGGUCCGCAGGGCAAGGGGCUGCAGGGGCUGGCUCCGUUUGGCCAGUUCACUUCAUUAGGUACAUCAGGAGGAGACGGUGGCGGUGCUAACACACUGGGAAAGCCAUGGGCCAAUGCUACGACCGGUGUGCCGGGUGGGAAUCAAGGUGGGAUUAGUAGUAUGGAUGCAUGCAAUCUGCCGUCUGCCUCUACAGGGUCAGUUUGUGGAAGCAGCAACCCCUCAUCGGCAAAACUUGACAUUGUAGAUACCAAUCAAAUGAACAUGCAAGAGCUGUUGGACAAGAAUGACAUCACUGCUUCGUUGGCGAGCAGUAUUAGUAGUGAAAACUUUCUGCCGAAGCUGAACUUCACCUCCUCCUCGUCCGGAAAUUCCAUGAACCCAACUCAUCAUUCAGGCUAUCCACAGAGUCUACAGUCACUAAACAGCUUAGCGUUAGGGGAAAACACCCAGAACACGGCAGGUAUGCAAACUAUGUCACCCAUGGCCUCUGCCCUACCACCUAGAAACUUACCUCUUUUCGGCAGUUCCACCCCCCUGCAGAGCUCGGUGGGUACCCACCAUAUACCCACCACAGCUUCCAUUAUCUCCUCCUCAGGUCGUCUUAAUUCAGUUACACCCUCAAAUCACAGACUACUUUCACAGCAAUCAGCAUUUCCUAACUCCUCCUUGAGUAUGUCCGGAGGCACAGUACCACUAGCCGCCAUUGGUUUGCUCGGCGGCCCACACUCCGGCAAUCUUUGUGCAGCACCAUCGUCUAGCGCCACCUCCGUCACAGCUUCGAGCGCUGUCUUGCAACCCAAAUCUUCUUUCCACACCGAAUCUCACAUUCCAUUGACUCUGAACAAUUUGUUAGAUGGCAAUCCUAUCAAUGCAGCCAGUAAGAGUCAAGCUGGGAAUGACAAUGGAGCUGCUGCUGAACAAAGUGCAAUUGGAAACCUUGGGUCAUAUGAUCAGAUUUUUUAAGGGAUCCGCUAUUAGUGGAGUCUACUUUAUUAACGUCGAAGCCAUUUGCCUUUCCGUCUAAAUUCAGGCAGUUUGUGGCGCCAUUUACUAAAGGCAACUUAGCUAAGUCUUCAAUGAGGCACUUGGUUCCAACUGGUACCUUUAACCUCAAUCAGAUACAGUGAUGUAACUGUAGCCCCCCCAGCCUUUGUUUGGAACCAUGUCCAGUGAUGUUUCUUCUCUGAUGAUCUCUUCGGGACUAGUCCCGGUUGUUUUUAGAAGGGCAAAACUCCAUGGUUCUUGCAUGGAGUAAGUAACCUCAUGGCAACUAAUCAUUUUAGAAAACUGCUUGAUAAUUCUUGUACAACAACAGACUGUAAGUCUCGCAGGUGUUUGAACACUGGGAUAUGAUCACAAACACGGAAUGUCAUCUUCGAGAGGGCACCGAAAGGCCAUUUUCAUUUUGCACUUCCACAGGAAAAUCUUCAAUGUCUAUGGGUAACUUUGAAGUGGGCACCAAGGCGACUAGGACCUGAGGCCUCAGAGGCGGUGUCAGUUCAAGGCACUCAGUUAAAGGCACUGGACUUGUUUGAUAGUAACUCAAAAUAUGCAUUACCAUAACAACUUACUUGGUAAUGAGCAGGCCUGAAGCAUCUUUCUGAAACCACACACAUUGUGCAACAAGGGUGUUGAUUUCCUUCGUUAUUUUCUUGCAACUUCGAUGACCAAUUGAGCUUAA
Molecule: messenger RNA, 5878 nt
Organism: Asterias rubens (European starfish)
Lineage: Eukaryota; Metazoa; Echinodermata; Asteroidea; Forcipulatida; Asteriidae
Product: helicase ARIP4-like
Exons: 21
Coding region: 205-5160 (1651 amino acids)
Cellular component (GO): nucleus
Molecular function (GO): ATP-dependent chromatin remodeler activity; ATP binding; ATP hydrolysis activity
Source: RefSeq, a predicted model, not a curated record